Molecule: messenger RNA, 1463 nt
Organism: Ilex paraguariensis (yerba mate)
Lineage: Eukaryota; Viridiplantae; Streptophyta; Magnoliopsida; Aquifoliales; Aquifoliaceae
Source: the annotation of a GenBank genome assembly
CCCCGUCUCCCUUGCAUUGUUCAAUCGUUCUCUAGACUAGAGAGAGUCCCUUUCUCUCUCUCUCUCUCUGUGAAACCUCUGUUUCUCUCUCUACAUUGGCCUUUGUUUCCUGCUCUAUUCAUCCCCCAUCGUGUUUCUCCUCCUUAACGUUCAUCUAUUUCAACUUUGUCUCAAGCUAUUCUAGAUCAAAAUGGAGUAUGGGGACCACUACGGGCAGGUUCAGAGGCCAAAAUAUGAUUGUCUUCUGUUUGAUCUAGACGAUACUCUCUAUCCCCUCAGUUCUGGUUUGGCAUUAGGAUGCCGCAAGAACAUUGAAGAUUACAUGAUUGAGAAACUUGGCAUAGACAAGAGCAGAAUCCCAGAUUUGUGCAACCUGCUUUACAAGAAUUAUGGGACAACCAUGGCAGGUCUUAGGGCUAUUGGCUAUGAUUUCAAUUAUGAUGAAUAUCAUAGUUUUGUUCAUGGGAGAUUACCUUAUGAAAACUUAAAACCUGACCCCGUUUUAAGAAGUCUUUUGCAGAGCUUACAUAUUCGGAAAGUUAUCUUCACAAAUGCCGACAAGGUCCAUGCUGCUAAAGUUCUUAGCAUACUUGGGUUGGAAGACUGUUUUGAAGGAAUUAUCUGCUUUGAGACUUUGAACCCCAUCCAUAAGAGCACUGCAUCUGAUGAUGAAGAUGACAUUGAGUUUGUGGGCUCAAGGACAGCUCCUAGUACCACUACCAGCAGCAAUGAGAUUUUCGACAUCAUUGGCCAUUUCUCUCAACCUAAUGCGGGGUCAGAAUUGCCAAAAACACCAAUUGUCUGCAAACCAUCCGAACACGCUAUUGAACGGGCUCUCAAUGUUGCCAGCAUCAACCCCAAUAGAACACUGUUCUUUGAAGAUAGUGUCCGCAACAUACAGUCGGGAAAGCGUGUAUGCCUCGACACAGUGCUGAUUGGCACUUCUCACAGAACCAAGGGUGCAGAUUAUGCAUUAGAAAGCAUCCAUAACAUCAGGGAAGCAUUACCAGAGCUUUGGGAAACUGACAAGAUCUCUGAAGUUAGUUAUUCUGGCAAGGUUCCAGUGGAGACAUCUGUGACAGCUUAGAUUUAUGUCAUACUCUUACCUGUGUGACACAGCAAAUAAGGCAUUUUUCUAGUCCAAAUCUCUGGUUUAUUUCAAAUGAUGUAGAUGUUCUACUGUUAUCAUCUGUUUAAUAGAAAGAUCUAUGGCAUCGGUCGUUACAUAAAUUAUCCCCCUUUCUGUUUGGAAUGUCAUUGUUAAUUUCUAGUCACGAUCAGGCUGAGAUCAUAUAUUGGACGUACACUAGUUAUUUUCUUGAAGGGUUUUUCGCAAAUGAUGGAAUACUGACUAAGGCACGAUAGCGAGAGCCGUGAAUUUUAUAAACAAAACUUGAAGCCUACCCCCAACAUUCACUGUCAUUCUGAUUUUGUAUGAAUUCCGUAAUGGUCUUGUAAUAUUG